Piliocolobus tephrosceles (Ugandan red Colobus) is the source of this 1066-nucleotide messenger RNA. RefSeq names its product SRY-box transcription factor 15 (gene SOX15). The coding region runs from base 164 to 865 and encodes 233 amino acids. The transcript has 3 exons. The record is from RefSeq and is a predicted model, not a curated record. Gene Ontology annotation, molecular function: DNA-binding transcription activator activity, RNA polymerase II-specific; RNA polymerase II cis-regulatory region sequence-specific DNA binding. Gene Ontology annotation, cellular component: nucleus. Gene Ontology annotation, biological process: brain development; neuron differentiation; positive regulation of transcription by RNA polymerase II. NCBI's taxonomy places the organism in Eukaryota, Metazoa, Chordata, Mammalia, Primates, Cercopithecidae.
UGACUGUGGCUGACUAUAUCUCACGAGCAGAGUCUCAGAGCCGCCAGCGGCCACCCCUGGAACGCACUAAACCCUCAGAGGACUCUCUUUCAGGACAGAAGGAUCGACGCUUCACGUUGAGGGGAGGGCAUUCAGGACGCCCCCUUAAGGCUUCUCCCAACCCAUGGCGCUACCGGGCUCCUCACAGGACCAGACCUGGAGCCUGGAGCCUCCUGCUCCCACGGCUUCUGCGUCUUCAUCUUCGGGACCCCAGGAGCGGGAGGGCGCUGGGAGCCCCGCGGCCCCCGGGACGCUGCCCCUGGAGAAGGUGAAGCGGCCCAUGAACGCGUUCAUGGUGUGGAGCUCCGCUCAGCGCCGCCAGAUGGCGCAGCAGAACCCCAAGAUGCACAACUCUGAGAUCUCCAAGCGCCUGGGCGCGCAGUGGAAGCUGCUGGACGAGGACGAGAAGCGGCCCUUCGUGGAGGAGGCCAAGCGGCUCCGCGCCCGGCACCUGCGCGACUACCCCGACUACAAGUACCGGCCUCGGCGCAAGGCCAAGAGCUCGGGCGCCGGACCUUCCCGCUGCGGACAGGGAAGAGGUAGCCUGGCCGGCGGCGGCGUGAUCUGGGGGCCGGGGUACGCGACCACCCAACCUAGCAGAGGCUUUGGGUACAGACCCCCCAACUACUCGACAGCCUACCUACCCGGCAGCUAUGGCUCUUCCCACUGCAAACUGGAGGCCCCCUCAUCGUGCGCCGUCCCUCAGGGUGACCCUAGGCUUCAGGGGGAGCUGCUGCCCCCCUAUACCCACUACCUGCCCCCUGGCUCUCCCACUCCAUACAGUCCUCCCCUUUCUGGUGCCCCCAUGCCCCUAACCCACCUCUAACUCUCAUGGACUCAGACCUCACCCGACAUGCCUCAUCCUCCUUUUUUAAUCCAGCAGCAUCCCCUACCCCAGGCUGUCAAUCCUUUCUCAUGUUGGACUACAGUUCAGACCCGCCUGCAGUCCUCCCACGAAAGCCAGGGAGAGCCGCACAACAUACAGUUAUAUUUUUGGUAGUAUUAAACACAGUUUUGUAUUAUUCAA